AUGGGGCAGUGGGCACGCUGUUGGGAGCGCUUGGCGGCCAACCAACGAAGGCGACUGGUGGAAACAUGGCAGAGCUCUGGAGGUCGGCUUCCCACGAUCACAGUCUCAUUGGGGCUGCGACGUUUGACGCAAGUGAUGCUGCCCUUGCGGACUGGGCACAAAGACCUUGCUCCAUGGGCACACAGUGUCCAUGUUGACAGGCUGAAGGCUGCACUCUCAUCAGGGCACUUUGCACCCACCAAGCACUUUUCAGCUUGUGAGAAGCCUGCGUCGUGGCCUACCACAGAGCAACACGAUGUUCAUGAAGUGCAGAUGGACAAAUGGGAGGGAUGGCUAGCUCGGAGAGAUGCCAGGCUAGAGAGAGCAAGUAGGAGGGGAUUCAAGCUUGCAGUGCAGCAGAUGGAUGUGUUGUCUCGCUCAGGUGGGUUGGAAGUGGAGAUGCAGGCAGCAUUCAGAGACCAUGCGCAAAAGCUCAGCGAAUUUGCACAUCAAGUGGACACCUUUGGCUUGGCAUCCCUAUUCCUGUCGUGCAGGAGAGUGGGCUACGUCAAUUCCCCUGUCCUCCAAAAGGUGACCAAGGAAGCUGAGGCACGUGGUCUGAUCAAGCUUCUGACACCCAGGCGGCUUUCAGGCAUCAUGCACUCCCUUGGCGUGCUAACCAGAGCGCACAACAGGAAUGCUACAUGGGGCAACAUUGCUCGUUCUGGUCAAACUGGCCUGUUCGAUGGGAUCGACCAUUUUGCAACAUCUAUUCUGGCAGAAUGCGUGAAGGAGGAGAAUCUGAGCUCAUUUACGGAAUGGUCACUGGCGUGCGUGGUGUAUGGGGCAUCUUUGCUGGACAUGGCAAAUAAUGCAAGCCAGCGGCCCAGGCUGGAUUCUGCGGUCACUUCCAUCUUGACAGAAGCAAAACAUCCUGAGCGGCUUAAGAAAUUUAAGGAGCAGGAGCUGGUCAUGAUAAUGUAUGCAAUGUCCAGACUGGGUGCCAAGAGGCCAAUGGUGCAUCUGUUUUGCCACGAGAUUGUGAAGACAGGUCGACUGCCAAAGUAUGAGGCCCAAAACUUGUCAACUAUACUGUAUUCACUUGGUGUGCUGGGCCACAAAGAUGAAGUGCCGAUUGCCUGGCUCAUGGGGGAAACGAUGAAACCACACAGAUUGGCUCAGCUCAAAGAGGAGGGGCUUUCCAACAUAGUGUAUGCUUUGGCUCUGUUGGGCGCUGGCAAUCAGGCUGUUCUGAGUGCCCUAUGUGAUGAAAUCAUGACACGCCAUCGCCUGGUCAAAUUUCGGUGUCAGGAAGUGGCCACCCUUGUCUGGGGCCUUGGCAAGCUGGGGUACUUUGAUCCCAAAGUGCUGCGAGCCCUGAUACACGAGGCUCUUAAAGCCCACAGAUUGCGAAAGUACACAGAGCAAGGGAUUGUGAUGAUCCUGUACGGUCUGGCAUCUGUAGCCCGCCAAUUAGGGUCGUCUUUUGCGAGAGAAGAAUUGGCUCAGGCUGUUGCAAUACUGGUAAUCGAGGCGAAGAGCUCAAGGCGCAGAGGGGAGUGCAGUCAACAGAAUUUGGGGAUAAUUGGUUGGUCCAUUGCGACCCUUGGCUUUCGCGAUUUGAUCUGCUUGAAGAUGGUACUGGCCAGAUACAUGGCACUAGGCGUAAAUGAUCCUCAGCAAGAGAAGUCAUUAUUCAUGCUGCUGCAUGCCUGUGGGACCCUGAGAUUCAAAGAUCGGCGCUUUAAUGAGCUUGUUGCCAAAUGGGUGGAUGAGAGUCACCAGUCAUUCAGAAGAGUGGGCGAUGUGGCGAAACUGCUCCAUGACCUCACGCUGGUGGGAUGCCUGAGUGCAGAACUGUUUUAUACGCUGUUCUUUGACAUCCACAAGUUGUGGAACCAAGGCCAGUCCCCGACCGAGCAGGUGUGGGGCUGGCUCUUUGUGCCAGUGAUCCACAUGAGGACCUACCGUGGUGAUCUGGUCAGCGGAGCCGUUUGGGAGCGUGUCAUGGCGAAGGCCAGGCGCGGGUGGAUCUUGCGGAGGCAGACAGAUGCCCACCUGCGGGGCCAGGUGUCCACGACACUCAGCAGCCUGGGUGUGAGCCACCGGUGCGGGACCACAGUGAUGGAUGGUGCCAUGCCCGUUGAUAUCGAGCUGCAUCCCAAGCUGGGAAAGGUCGUGGUCGAGGUGGAUUCCGCCCUGGACUAUGCCUGCAACGAAACCAAGAAAGGCCACGAGGCGCUGGGGGUCGCACAGUGGAGAAACGGCAUUCUUGAGAGCUGUGGGUGGCAGGUCUGCGGAAUUUCUCCGUUUGAGUGGAACUCCAGAUCAGAGGCUGAUCGCAUUUCGUGGCUCAGAGAUCAGCUGGAGUCAAAGGGGGUGCCUCUCUCAGUGGACGCAACAGUUGCGUCCGAGUGA
This is a messenger RNA of Ostreobium quekettii, 2397 nucleotides long. The record is from the annotation of a GenBank genome assembly. Lineage: Eukaryota; Viridiplantae; Chlorophyta; Ulvophyceae; Bryopsidales; Ostreobiaceae.